Molecule: messenger RNA, 1389 nt
Organism: Paramecium sonneborni
Lineage: Eukaryota; Ciliophora; Oligohymenophorea; Peniculida; Parameciidae
Source: the annotation of a GenBank genome assembly
AUGAAUGCCAGAUACUAGAUGCUUUCUGUCUCUUAAACACAUGAAAAUGAAUUAAGUAUAGAAAGAUAAAAUUCACCUCUGAAAACAGAUUAAAUUUAGAUAACAAAAGACAUUCCUAGUUUAAUAACAAAUAUUUUCAAUCAGUAAUUAACAGAUUCUAACUUAAAGUAACUUCAACAAAUAGUAGAUUAGUAUCAAGAUCAAGAAUUUUAAAAUAUUUUUGUACAAUUUUUCCUCGGAUAGAGAUUAUUGUAAGCUUAUGAUAAAGAGAAGGAUCUAAAUUAUAUUACUGAAAUUCAAUAUAUUUUAGGAUCGAUAGCUAAAAAGUCUCUAAUCUCUAAAGAAACUCUUCUAAAUUUAAAUGUAAUAUAAAUUGCGCUUAAGGUAUUAAACCUUGAAAUAGAGUAUGAUGACCAUUGUAUGCUCUCUUUAGUAUAUUUGAUAACUACUUUUGUAGAAAUUGAUACUCUCACAUUUUCUGAUUAAAACAAAUUACUCUUAUUAACUAUUUUAGAAAAAUUAUGUAAGAAAUUAUUACUUAUUAAUUAUCUGGAUCUAGAUAUACAAUAAGAAGAAUCUUCUAACGAAAUUUAGUAUUCGCUACUAUCAUAAAUUAUUUAUUUUCUAAAUCUUUUCAUCUCAAAGUCAGGACUUCCUUUUGAUCUAACUAAAUACUAAAAUAUUUGGAAAAUAAUAAUAUAAAUUGCAUUUUUAAUAUAAGAUGUUUCAUCUUUAUAAAUAAGUGCAUUAUAAAUUAUUGCUGAAAUAUUAAAGUAAUCAGAUAAAUAAAAAUUGAUUGUUUUUCAAACUAAUCCAUAAAUUUUAUUUUAAUCAUUAUAAGUUUUGGAAAAUCAUAUUGAUUAUAAUACAAUCAAUAAUUGCAUUCGUUUGUAAGCAUCAUUAAUUUUAAAAAAUCUAUUUUCUAUAUGUAAUUAAGAAAUGAUUGAUGAUAUUCAUUUUAAUAAAAUUCCUUUUUAUUUUUUAGAAUUGAUGAAAUUAGAAGGUAUUUAUAGUUGAAAAUAUUUUAGAACAUAAGAAAGUAUUUUACCAUCAAAUAGAAGCUUUAUAUCAUCUUUGCAAUUAAAGUACAUUUGAAUAAUGUAUUGAAAUUUAUGAAAAUGGAUUAUUAAGUUUAAUAGUUUCUUAUUUAUAAGAAAUAAAAGAUACACAUAACUUUGUCUUAUGUAAGAACUUAUUAAAAUGUAAUUUUUUUAAAUAAAUAAUAUAGUGAUUUAAGUCAUUCUAGAAUAAAGUUUAAAUGAUGAGAAACUUAAUGCAUACUUUAAAUAGUAUAAUAUUCAAUAAUAUUUAAAUGAAAUUAUUAUAAAUUGUAAAAAUUAAAAUACAGUCAGAAGAGCAACGAAAAUUUUGAAUUAUUUUAACAUUUGA